AAAACGAAAACGAUCUGCAGACAGUCCCAGAACAGGGAGGUUCAACACUUCACAUCCACAACUUGCCGGUACAUGUCCAGCCUUGUGGGUGAUCGCAGCCUAUUCAUGAAUGGAGGUUUAAAAACGCUCACCGGUGUGUUGCCCACAAACCGAACGGAGCCGAGCGUCGUGGUAUCGGUGGGCAUCUGAUGGACGGAACAGAGCUGCAGCCGGACAAUACAUGUUUACAGAGCUUCCCAAAGUUACCACUGUGGAUCAUAGAGUACGUCUGGGCUCACAAGAUGAUGGAAAUACAGGAAGUUGUGGACCCGUCCAAUUGGCCGGAGGUGGACUCCCAGCCCCUGAACCUCCAGGAUUCGUGGAGGCUGCGCGUCACCUCUGCCCGGGUCUAUUCCAUCGUGAGGAACAGGGACAUGGAGCACUUUGAGAGAGUGAUGGGCUUUCUGGACGCCACUUACAGACUCCUACCCAGACUGGUUGCUCCCAUCAAACACAUGAAGAUCAUGUUUGGCCUCAAGACCAUGGUGAUCAUGAGGAUGCUCAGGGAGGGCAGAGGAAUGGUUGAUACAGUGUUAAAAACCAGCCAGUUCUUCCCAAGUAAACUCCCUCAAUACCAAGGUCAAUGUAGCCAACAUGAAAUGUUCCUAAUGAGGAAGAACCAUCUGGACUUCAAGGCUCUGGCACAAGCACUUGCUAUGGACAAGGACAAACUGGAAGAUUAUAUUAAGAAUCAGAUGGAGGAGCAGUAUGGUGAACAUUACGCCCAGAAAGUGGAGGACAGACUGAUGCACUAUCUACGGGAGUUGGAGACCGCUUUACCAGGAGAUACCUACAUCGACAAGAUACUGAAGAAAGAAAGCCCUGUGACUGAGGAGGAGAAGCUACUGCUGGAAGUAAUUACCUCAGACUCUGCCAACAUAGCGACCACUCUGAAGAAACUGCUGCACUGUGAGGUAGCUUCCUGUCGUUCGGGCAGCAUUUUUCAGCCAUCAGCACAUGAAAAGAAUGGAAUGGAAAGCUCUCAACUCUCAAAGUCUGGUCUGUGUAGCAGCUCUUCAGCCAAGACUCCCAUACAGCUUCAGCCAGAGGUAUUUAGGGGAGGAGAGGAGGCUGACCAAGAUGUGCCCAAAGACGGACUUCUGUUGUUGGAGAAUGACAAUGUUUCAGAUGUUAGCAGACGUCUAACAACAGAGUGGGAUGGUGAAGUAGUCAAGAGGGCGGAGGAAGACGGCAGCAAAGAGGAAAAGGAGGAAAUCAGUACGAGGAGCAGUGAAGGUGUCCAGCAGGCCCCCUCCUCCCCUCAGUUCUGCUCCAAACACCAGCGAUGGGUGAGGAGCAUCCUGCAGGAGUGUCCCGAUGAGUGCUCGGAAGAGCUGCUGCUUCAGGCUAAUGUUUCUUUGUCUCCCCCGCUGUUCCAGUCGUCCUCAUCCGCCACUUCAUCGCAGGACCUCACGCCCUCUGACAUCGUACCGUGCCCCCCUGACCAACAACCUCCACCUUCGCAGACAUCCACCCACCUUCAGACAGCAGUCCAGGCAUCUGAACAAGCGAACCCCGAAAAUGAUCAGAGGUCCAGGUCACCUGGAUCAGCAAGUAAUGGCACUCAAACAGAACUUCUGCCACUGCCCUCUUCUUCCAGAGACACUCAGCCACCCAUCCUGUCGCCGGUGGUCCGACUAAUAGACAUUGCCUCUGUUGGAAGGAUCUACCCUCUCUUUAAACCAGAUGAAGCACGUCUAAAUAGCUUCACCGUGUCUAGUAACAAACAGGCAGAUUCUGCUUAUAGUCCUCAGGUGCGAACCUGUCCACACCGCCAUACCCCAGGGAACAACGCCAUGCCUCUCGGAACAAUGAAAGAUGCUUCGUCUGACCAACCAGUCAGUUUAGCAACAACAACUCCACCGAACACAGCGUGCAAAGUGCAAACAGCUCCUUUAUCUCAGGAUAGCUCUACCGGCUGUCAACCACCAGCUCAGUUCAGACGGGCUUGUACGACCACCAGACAUUCGCAGGCACUGGACGGGAUCAGUCAAAACCCUUUAGCUGAGCAGUUCGUAAAGGCUCCUACUACCUUUGGGACAAGUUGUUCUCCCUUACCCGACUUCAAUGUCUCCGGGCCUCCUAGAGAGGAUGCUUCUACCUCUACUCCUCAGUUAGAGAUUCCGUCCUCAGUCUGUUUUGCUAACCACCUCUCUUUAGCUACUCAAUCCUCUUGUCAUGUUGUCCCUCAGAACUCCGUCAAAACUCGUCCUCGUACACACAUCACUCCUCUUCAAGCAACGACCCGACCAUGCUCCACUGCCGUCUCCUCUGCCAACAACCCCGACCGCCUGGCUGUCAGGUCUGAGACCGGCAGAGUCGGAAGAGCCCAGCUGAAGUUGUCACUGCCGAGUCAGGCUGUGCUGCUGCAGUCCAAACUGCUACAGCCAUACGUAAGUCUUAAUAGACUGAGUGCUCAGGAGUGCUGCAGAGUGACAAAGCUGAGAUCAUGCACCAGUUGUGUGAAGGCUGUGGUACAAGGCAGCAAUGAUGAGGAGAGGAGGGAGGAGGAGGAAGAAGAAGCUGCAGAUUCUUCUUUUGAUGUGAACACUCUUUACUCCAGUGAUUCUUCAAGUAGUGACAGCGAGGACUCCCUUCAUUGCGACCAUGAGUACAAACCUCGCAUUAAAAAGAAAAGGCUUCUCUCAGAGUAGCAUGGGAACCAUGCCUAGGGGUUUGUCUAAUGGUUUGACAGCAAUUUGGAUGCUUGGACUCGUGUGACAUUGGCGGGUAAAUCAAAUUUAAGGCUGCACUGAUAAAUAUUUUGAUAUAUAAACAAUGGGUCAAAUGAAGAAUGAUAAUACAUUACUCCCUCUUGAGGAAAUUAAAAUGGUUAAAGUAAAAAACUCUAUGUUGCUUCGUGACUUAAUAAAGCUGUUAUAUGACCAUGUGAAUUUCAGGGUGUGAAUUUCAAGUGUUGCUACUGGAAAGCACACAUUUAGACAGAUUUCUGAUACGCAUUACUGUGUGAUGUAAAGCUUGAGCUAGAAAUCCAACCAUCUUGCAUCUGUUCCCAAUUUGUAUCGUAACAUUUCCUCUGGCAGGCGUCUCUUGAAUGUUUGGUUGUGGUUGUUUAUCGCAACCACAGAAAAUAGUUUCUCAGUGAAGAUCUGUUGAGUCAAUCCAAAGAAAUAACCCAGUGGGGUUCCCAACAGUCUUGUGAGUCUUGUGAUGUGUUUGUGAUGUUUUUUUCCUCUGGCACGACAAGGUUGAGGUUUUGAGAACAAUGUCACUAUAACUAUCAGAUGUAAUAUGAUACGGACAUAUAUUCAGCUGCGCCCCCGGACAGACUUAAGCUUAUUUGUCCAUAUACUUUGGAUUAGGACGAAGACUACUGACAUUCCCAUCAGCCUCGGCUGUACGUGUUCAGUUCUAAGCAGCAACAAGUAAACACGCUAAGCUAACAUAGUUAACACUAAACAUCUGCAUGUUAGCAUUUCCAUUAGCAAUGGUUUUGUUUGCUAGCAGACGGAAGGGACAAGGAGGCACCUUCACGCAAUAGAAAGUCAAUGGAGAGUGAUGAACUGUUUUCCCCUGUCUCUAUAGUGAUGUAGUAAGAUUUGGUGACAUCUAGCGGUGAGGUUGAAGAUUGCAACCAACUGAAUCUUGACCUGUGUGCUAAGCCUGUAGGAGAACUACAGUGGCCUUUGUGAAAACCUGAAUGGCUCCAUCUAAAUCUUGCACUCUGUACCUUUUUUAAAGCCCUAAAAUCAGUCCAGCUGUGCUACAAGCUCAGAGAUCCAUUUCAUGGUGUCAUUAAGAGUAAGGUUGUAAAAAGUUAGUUUUCUUGCCAAAAAAUACUAGACAGCCAAUCAGCUUAGUUGAAGAGAGCUCUGUAUGGCAGUGUGUCCAGCAGCAGGGCACUAUCGAACGGCACAUCACUAAUGCUCUGCACGAAGACCAACAAGCCAUGCCCCAUGUUUGCAUAUGUGUAUUUACACAUUGCUGUUGGAGGGAAUAGUAGAUAAGUCCAGCCUCUGUUGUGAAGGUAAAAUCAGGACACAGGUCACUGGUUCUGAUCUGAGCAUUGAUUUGAAUGAUAAAUCCUGGACAGAGAGCUAAACACAGGAUAAGCAUAGGAAUGUGUUGCUUUGACUAUUUAUAAGUUAUCAUGAACUACACCUGAAUCUGAAACAUUUUAUGUUGCCACUCAGCAAUUGAAGAAUUGUUCAUUCACACUUUAUAAUGGAAUCGUUAUUGGGAAAAAAGAGGUCUGCGGUGGGAUUAAGAUAACACAAAAAGUCUACUUUUAACUAACAGCGGUGCAAGAAUUUGCAAAACGUAUAUAAGAAGUGGAUUUAGUCACCAUGACGUGAAUCAUUGGUUUGUGGACUACAGUUUUGAAGCCUUGUGUUCGGCAUAUUGUCCUUUGACAUCUUGGUUUUUGUCAGUCACCAUCUUGGCCUAUUGCAGCCAGAAGUGAAACUCCCAGACCGAACAACACCGUGGUAGCCCCGCCCUAAAGCAUAGCCUGCCCUAUGGUCUAUUUUACUCUAAAUGGGACUAUAAUUUACUAAAUCAACAUCAUGCUGUAUUGAAGAAGACUUGAAACUAGAGAUUGAGACCAUAAACUCAUGUUUACAAUGUUUACUGAGGUAAUAAAUUAGGUGAAAAGUAGGGUUAUUUUAUCACAGACUUCUAUACAAUCAGACUUCUUUUUGCAACCAGAGGAGUCGCCCCCUAAUGGCCAUCAAAGAGGAUGCAAAUUUUAGACACUUGCACAUUGGCUUCACUUUACAGACCCAGGGAUUGCCCCCUAGUGGUAUUGCAAGACAGGACGGGCUGGGGCUAGCUGGUUAGCAUGCUCGUUUCAGUAGAUAUUUCUGCAAAAUAAUACAUAGACGUCUUUGGCAUAACGUCAAUUCUGUAACCUCUUGACAUUCUGUUCAUCAUUUAUGAAUGUUUUAAACUAAAAUUCUGGCCCUAUCUUACACAUUGCAUCUUUAAAACCCAACUGGUACUGCCAAAUUUGAGACCUUAACCUGACCCGAGACCUGAAGCUAUAUUUUGCUAAAUUUCACCCAUUACUGAACUUUGCCAACACAAAACAGGCUGCUUGGUGUUAACACUACCCAGUGCUAACUUAAUCUUUGAAUUACUUUUUAAUAUAACAAAAUCCAAACUACAACUCAUGACAUACAUGCAAGCACACUUGGCAAAGGGAUACCGUGCCAGUUAAAGGGAAAGGUGCAAAUUACCCAGGAGUAUACUGUGUGGGUAUUGAUUUAUUAUAUAAGUCCCUAUUAAAAGGAAAAACAACUCAAAAGGUUCAGUUGAAGGCUUGUAUCAGUUUGUUUCUUUAUUUAUCAGGUGUGUGUACUAGCUGUGAAUGUUUACUGGGUUUCUCAGUAUUGUGUCAGACCAAUGUGAUGUUGCAUUUCCCCACCAUGAGGCUAAAGAGCAAUGACCGAUGAUAUAACACUGCAUUGUUUUUUCUUUGUUUUUUUAAAGCUGUUUUGUAGCAAAUGGUUUUAAAGACUUUUUAAGUGAUUAUUUUAAAGGACAUUUGUGGAUGAGACAAUGGGCCUUGUGAGAGAACCACUUGUGCAAACUGAUUAAAAUUGAAUUUGGAAAAAUUCAAUUUUAUUCUAUGUACGAACACAAUUUACCAGUGGUCAAGACCAGGCGUCGGAGUCAUGUGCAAUCAGUCUACUGUUAUCCAGGCCUAUAUAAAUUACUCUUCAUUAUAGUGGUGCAACAGACAGGGUUCGGAUUGUAUCGCAAAUCGAAUCAGCACAAAAGAAAAAAAGGGAGAAAAUAUAACUUUAAUAGUGCUCGAUCACGUUUUUUGCCGUUGAUGCUAAUUGGCGAUCAAUGAUGAUGUACAGUCAGGUCCAUAAAUAUUUGGACAUUGACACAAUUUUCAUCAUUUUGGCUCUGUACACAACCACAAUGGAUUUGAAAUGAAAUAAUCAAGAUGUGCUUUGAGUGCAGACUUUCAGCUUCAAUUUGAGGGUAUUUACAUCCAAAUCAGGUGAACGGUGUAGGAAUUACAAGACAUUUUAUACGUGGUCCCUCCCUUUUGAAGGGACCAAAAGUAAUUGGAUAAUUGGCUGAUCAGCUGUUCCAUGGCCAGGUGUGUGUUAUUCCCUCAUUAUUUCAUUAACAAGGAGCAGAUAAAAGGUCUAGAGUUUAAAGUGUGGGAUUUGCAUUUGGAAUCUGUUGCUGUCAAUUCUCAAUAUGAAGUCCAAAGAGCUGUAGCUGUCAGUGAAGCAAGCCAUCAUUAGGCUGAAGAAUCAAAACAAACCCAUCAGAGAGAUAGCAAAAACAUUAGGUGUGGCCAAAUCCACUGUUUGGUACAUUCUUAAAAAGAAAGCACUGGUGAGCUCAGCAACACCAAAAGACCCAGAAGACCAAGAAAAACAACUGGUUGAUGACCGAAGAAUUCUUUACCAGGUGAAGAAAAACCCCUUCACAACAGUUGACCAGAUGAAGAACACUCUCCAGGAGGUAGGCGUAUCUGUGUCAAAGUCAACAAUCAAGAGAAGCCUUCACCAGAGUAAAUACAGAGGGUUCACCACAAGAUGUAAACCAUUGGUGAGCCUCAAAAACAGGAAGACCAGAUUAGAGUUUGCCAAAAAACAUCUUAAAAAGCCUGUACAGUUCUGGAACAACAUCCUAUGGACAGAUGAGACAAAGAUCAACUUGUACCAGAAUGAUGGAAAGAGAAGAGUAUGGAGAAGGGAAGGAACUGCUCAUGAUCCAAAGCAUACCACCUCAUCAGUGAAGCAUGGUGGUGGUAGUGUUAUGGCAUGGGCAUGUAUGGCUGCCAAUGGAACUGGUUCCCUCGUAUUUAUUGAUGAUGUGACUGCUGACAAAAGCAGCCGGAUGAAUUCUGAAGUGUUUCGGGCAAUAUUAUCUGCUCAUAUUAAGCCAAAUGCUUCAAAACUCAUUGGACGGUGCAUCACAGUGCAGAUGGACAAUGACCCGAAGCAUACUGCAAACGCAACCAAAGAGUUUAUCAAGGCAAAGAAGUGGAAUGUUCCGCAAUGGCCAUGUCAAUCACCUGACAUAAAUCCAAUUGAGCAUGCAUUUCACUUGCCCAAGGAACAAGCAGGAACUGAAGACAGUUGCAGUAGAGGCCUGGCAGAGCAUCACCAGGGAUGAAACCCAGCGUAAGGUGAUGUCUAUGGGUUCCAGACUUCAGGCUGUCAUUGACUGCAAAGGAUUUGCAACCAAAUAUUAAAAGUGACAAUUUGAUUUAUGAUUAUGUUACUUUGUCCAAUUACUUUUGGUCCCUUCAAAAGGGGGGGCCAUGUAUAUAAUUUGUUGUAAUUAAUACAGUGUUCACCUGAUUUGGAUGUA
Molecule: messenger RNA, 7344 nt
Organism: Anoplopoma fimbria (sablefish)
Lineage: Eukaryota; Metazoa; Chordata; Actinopteri; Perciformes; Anoplopomatidae
Exons: 7
Coding region: 189-2693 (834 amino acids)
Biological process (GO): regulation of telomere maintenance via telomere lengthening; telomere capping
Cellular component (GO): shelterin complex
Molecular function (GO): telomeric repeat DNA binding
Source: RefSeq, a predicted model, not a curated record